Acaulospora colombiana is the source of this 3019-nucleotide messenger RNA. Lineage: Eukaryota; Fungi; Glomeromycota; Glomeromycetes; Diversisporales; Acaulosporaceae. The record is from the annotation of a GenBank genome assembly.
CGAGUGCUUAUACUGCCUUCGAGGUCUCGUUCCGUCGACUUCCUCCAGAAAUGCAGGAUUUCCUAUACAUUAUAUCCCACUAUCACUUUGCAGAGUUCCCGAUGGCUGUAUUCAGCCAUGCAGCCCGGCAAGGUUUCAUCUCGGAACCUUAUGCAUUGGCCCCGCGGGACUCUAUCUUCAGCGACACGAUUUCCCUUCUCAAAACCAUCCUCUUUACGAGAGACAUGUGGAAUAUGCUCACUCAACACUCCAUCGUACGGACUUUACAAAGCUAUUCCAUGGCUUCGUUCACGUCUGGAUUCAAGACCGAGCUGCUAAGAUUACAUCCUCUAUUCUGCGAUUGGGUGUAUGACAGAAUCCCGUCUGAGAGGGGCCUCCUUCUUCUCUCCUCUGCCGCUCGUGUCCUGGCUUGUGGGCAAGGAGAGCGCUGGAUGGAGCCCUACCUUCUUCCUCACAUCAAACGGAUCAUAUCUAAUCCGCAUUGGGAAAGACUCCACAUCAACGACAAAGCAGCAAUAGGUCGCAUACUCCGGGAGAUGGAUCAUCUUUCCGAUGCGAGAAAGGUAUGGUCCUCCAUCUACCAUUCUUUGCAGAGCACCGAAGGACCUGCAGGAGUAGCCUUAGCGAGUGUCACUAUUGAGCUUGCAUGGACGCAUUCGACAGAUUUGACGAAAAUGGAGGCCUUAGAGAGGCAAGCCCUCUCCAUAUUCGAGAAUGUCCUCGGUCCAGAUGACGAAAAGACACAAUUGGCAUCUGAUUCCUUGGCAGGGACCUAUGUCGAAAUGGGAAGGUUCAAAGAGGCAGAGGAAAUGAUGCUCAAGUCUCUACAGAGGCUCCAAAGCUUGUAUGACGAUGAGAAUCCCCGCGUCGUUAACACAAUGCACGCAUUAGCAUUGAGUUACUAUGCUGCACACGACUACCCAAAAGCAGAGAAAUAUCAAUACAUGGUACUUCCUGUGAAAAGGAAGCAUUUGGGUGACAAUCACCCAGAUACUCUGCUUGCCAUGUAUAACCUUGCCUCCAUUUAUCAGUGUCAGGGUAAAUAUCCUGAAGCAGAGAAGUUGCAAGUUCAAGUCCUAGCAGCUAGAAAGACGAUAUAUGGGGAGAAUCAUAUCGAUACCCUCUUGUCAAUGCAUGAAUUGGCAUCCAUCUAUGACUUCCAAGGGAGGUAUAUCGAAGCGGAAGAGAUGGAGAAGGAAGUACUAAAGAAGCGGAUCGAAAUAUUAGGGAAAGACCAUCCUGACACGUUGCUGUCGAUGCACAACUUGGCAUUCAACUAUCAGUCUCAAGGGCGGUUUACAGAAGCGGAGGAGAUGCAACGUGCAGUAUUCUCAGGGUGGAGAAACAGCUUGGGAGAAGAUCAUCCUGACACUCUCUUGGCAAUGUAUGGACUUGCGUCGUGCUAUCGUUCCCAGGGGCGAUAUUCAGAGGCUGAAGUACUGCAAGCGGAAGUGUUAACGAAACGGCGAAAGGCAUUGGGAGAAGAUCACCCAGAUACACUACUGACCAUGUCUAGUCUAGCAUCGACCUAUUUCUGUGAAGGGGCCUAUGCCAAGGCAGAAGAACUGCAGCUACUAGUCCUAACUCGUAGAAGAACCCUUGCAGGAGAGUUCCACCCCGACACUCUUUCGGCAAUGUGCGACCUUGCGCUGACCUAUGAUUGUCAAGGAAGAUAUACAGAUACCGAGGCAUUAGAAACGAAGGUUAUGGCUGCGAGAAUGCAGAUUCUGGGACCUGAUCACCCGGACACUUUGUUAGCCAUGCACAAUCUGGCAUCGACGCACCAUUCUUUGGAAAGAUACGCCAAUUCAGAGCAGCUGGAGUCCAAAGUUGUGGAAGUGAGAAAGCGGCUUUUGGGUGAGAACCACCCCGACACCCUGAUAGCGAUGCAUAAUUUAGCAUCCACAUACCGUGCCCAGCAACGAUACGCGCAAGCUGAAGAGCUUCAGCUAACGGUCAUCGCUGGGAGAACGGAGGUACUCGGAGAAACCCACAACGACACGUUAUCCACUAUGGAGAGCCUUGCUCUCACAUAUACCAAGGAGGGGCGCAUUUCCGAGGCAACAAAGAUACAAACAAGGCUCUCAAUCCUGCAGAAAAAUCCUCUUUAUCAGGGACGUAUAUGGGAGUUUGUACAUGUACACUCUUUUGAUUCGACUAGCCCAUUCAUUCGUGUCCAUGGUGCUCCUGAAAGUUGCUACUUGAAAGAAAAUUUCCUUGACCUAUAUCAUUCCAGGUCGAGCGGUGGAAAAUAUCAGCUCUCCGAAAAAGCCAACAACGAUAUAAAAGUGCUAGAUUUGGUGAAGUCCAAGUUAGGAAUGGCGGCAGGUAGCGUUGGGCAACCUUUUCCAGUUCAUCAUUCAUCCUUGUACCAGUUUCGGCGUCGACCGAAAUCCAUCUUCACCAUAAUUCGAUAUAUCUCUUCUCUAUCUAAUCACUACCACCUAUUCUAUCCAACUUUGCCAAGAUACACCGCGCCUUUCAACUUCACCUCGAGAGUAUUUUCAAAAUCAUUCGCAUCCAGCAGAUCUCAAGCUAUACUCAUGGAACAAGAGUCCCAUGAAGGAGAUACAUCCGGUUCAUUGACUCCAACUCAACUAGAGGGGGAUUCAACCAAGCCGCCUAAGACUCGGCAACCAAAAGAGCCCAAGGUCAAGGUCCCUAGAAAGAAGGAACCUCCACCAACGAUACCCAAACGGUCAUAUUUUCCCCUUCCUCAAGCUCAGUUUGAGAUCACAGGACAAUCGGUCUCUUCAUCUGACGAGGCGUCUAAAUACUUGCCAAGACUGGGACAAUUCACCUUACGAAGGAAAAAAGCCCCUGUGUGGAAAUGGAAGAAGGAAUCUACGGAAGCAGAUGUAGAUCAAGCUCCUAUUGACUCGACAGGUGAAGAUGUCAUAACCCUCACCACGCCUGCUAUACUCUGCGGCGCAUCGCGCGGGAUGGUCAAGCAUCUAUCGAGGGACAAUGUAGCUCUCUCUCGAGGGACGGAGUGGAUACACAUACCUUUCGAAGAAUU